Phragmites australis (common reed) is the source of this 1026-nucleotide messenger RNA. RefSeq lists its product as uncharacterized. The coding region runs from base 204 to 773 and encodes 189 amino acids. The record is from RefSeq and is a predicted model, not a curated record. NCBI's taxonomy places the organism in Eukaryota, Viridiplantae, Streptophyta, Magnoliopsida, Poales, Poaceae. The transcript is spliced from 2 exons.
UGGAUAAUAGAAAUGGUUUAUAUGCAAAUGCGAGCAAAAGCUGAAACUAGAAAGAAAGAAAAAGAAAAAUCUUAUCUCUUCUCCCUCCCGGCCCUCGCAGCUCCCGAGAAGCGUCGACAAACGGAGCUCCGCGCCGCGCUCCAGCCUCUCCACGUGACCCCGCACGCUCACAGUCUCACACUGCCCCGCCGCGCUCCAGCCUCAUGUCUCUCCUCACCUCCCCCACGCCGUUCGGCACGGCCGCCGUCCGCCGCCGCGCCGUCCGUGCCGCGGUCCCGCUUCUCCGCGGCCGCCUGCACGUGGCGCUCGCGCGCCGGGGCGGCGUCUCGUCCCGCACGCAGCGGCGCCUCGAGGAGCGCGGCGGCAAGAAGCGCCGCGGCGGCGGCGGGGUCGCGGCGCCCGACGUGGACGAGGACGCCUCCGCGGCCGCGGGGGAAGCGGCGGCGGAGUGGGAAGGCGAGCCGCUGGGGUUCGAGGUAUCGACGGAGCCUAUGCCGAAGCUGCCGGAGCCGGAGACGCCUGACUUCUGGGAGGGACCUCAGUGGGAGGCCCUCGGCUUCUUCGUGCAGUACAUGUGGGCGUUCGGCGUCGUGUUCGGCCUCAUUGCUUGCGGUGUCGCCGUGGCUACCUACAAUGACGGAGCAACGGACUUCAGAGACACUCCUGCUUACAAGGAAUCAAUCCAAUCACAGGAGUUCCCUGAGGAAGCCGAAUCAUCAAACGCUGACGUGUUUGAAGGUAAUCCAACUGAGGUAGCACCUGCUCUUGAGUAGGACCAUCGAGGAUACAUGGGGGAGAAAAGAUGAUGGCUCUCUAUUUGAGCUAUAGCCUAUAGGGCUUUGCCUUGUGGUAGCCGAUAAGACAUGUAAAAGGUUCGGUUGAAAUCGUAAUACUAAGAAAAUUUGGCUGGUAUGUACUGAAUUUUCCCUUGGAAGGAAAUAUAGAUGACUAGUGGUGAUGAAAUUCUACUGUAUUUUUUACCAAAAAGUAGAGAAAGAAAAUGAGAGCAAGCAUUGCCUUCUUCCA